This is a messenger RNA of Centropristis striata (black sea bass), 1358 nucleotides long. It is a transcript of the gene nutf2, whose product is annotated as nuclear transport factor 2. Gene Ontology annotation, biological process: protein import into nucleus. The record is from RefSeq and is a predicted model, not a curated record. Lineage: Eukaryota; Metazoa; Chordata; Actinopteri; Perciformes; Serranidae. The coding region runs from base 93 to 476 and encodes 127 amino acids. The transcript is spliced from 5 exons. Gene Ontology annotation, cellular component: nuclear pore central transport channel.
CGUGUGCCCUCGUAAGGGAGCAGACACUGCACUGAGCUACCGUGAAGCCGGCCUCGGCGUUGGUUAGAGUGUGUGUUGCAGGGUGAUUCAGGAUGGUGGACCAGCCUCUGUGGGAGCAGAUAGGAUCCAGCUUCGUGCAGCACUACUACCAGAUGUUUGACUCUGACAGAGCGCAACUCGGAUCCAUAUAUAUUGAUUUGUCAUGUCUCACAUGGGAAGGAGAGCAGUUCCAAGGGAAAAGAGCAAUUGUCGAGAAACUCACUAGUCUACCCUUCACAAAAAUAGGGCAUAGUAUAACAGCGCAGGACCACCAGCCAACUCCAGACUGCUGCAUCUUGAGUAUGGUUAUAGGACAGCUAAAAGCAGAUGACGACCCCAUCAUGGGUUUCCAUCAGAGUUUCAUCCUGAAGAACAUUAAUGAUGCAUGGGUGUGCACCAAUGACAUGUUCAGGCUGGCCAUUCACAACUUUGGCUAACCCCUAACUCCCCACUUUGGUGGACAGGGGCAGCCAUAGUGAAGGGCACCGUGUGAUGAAGUAUGGAGGGAGGGAAAGGAGGAGAUGAGGACGGAGAGAAGAGAGAACACUCAUUCCUCCCUCCUGCUGUCUCAUUUACGCCUGCUUGACAAAAACAAGCAAACACCGGAUUCUAGAUGUCAAUCACUGAACCUCAUCCAGGUGGGUUCUCAGACCACCCCAGCCAGUAGAACUGCGACGCGUUUCUUUGCUGAGAGCCCCGCCGACCAAUCAAACGCCCCUGUCUGCCCCUUCCUUGAUCUGCAUGACGCUGGGAGUCCCCCCCAUUACAGUAUCUACACUCAAGCCACCUGAAAAGACAAACAGCUGACUGACGCCAUUAACUCGUGCUCCGCUCCGCUCUCCACCCUUUCCUUACUUAAUUCGAACCCAUUCUACUCUGCUGUUGACUGCACUGCUGUCAACUGAGUUCUGUUAGCACUGUCGUUGACUGGUUUGUAGAUCCAUGUUCAGGUUCAGAGUCGGCCUUAUCGACACCGACUUCUUGUGUUUUACGUUGUUUUUAGAUGCCACUUGUGUGUUGCCUUAGCGUGUUUAACUGAGUUUUUAUCUUCCUUUACAAUAUUGUUAACUUUGCCAUGAUUCACUCUCAUGCCAGGUUUUGCCCUUGCAAACCAAAGAGUCAUGGAGGACAUAAAGUUUGAUCGUGCUGUGUGAUUGGCUACUGCAUAUUUUCUCUCUCUCUCUCUCUCUCUCUCUUUCUCCAUUGGUCUCUCACUCUUUCUGUGUCUCUCUCAAUCUCUGUCUUCUCUCUUACACUCGUCUGGCAGUUAACAUUGACUGCAGCCACGAUAGACAAUAAACCUGGACUUUUUUUCUUAA